CUCAUUUUCCGAAUAUCAAAAUGAUGUAAAUUAAGUGAUCCAUCCGCCUACAUAUCAUCGGAGACCCACAAAGGUCUGUCAAGAAGACGUAUGACUCACAUUCAAUGUCUUCCCCAGAAGGUUGUGACAUCAUGGUCUCCGGGCGCUACUCCCACCGCUUUCCAACCUUUGUCCUUAUUGGCGGAGAUUUCACUCCUCAUCCAUCGCUACAACUCAGACUUCAUCUUCUCUACUCGAACUUUUCGUUUAACUACCAUCAUCUUCCAGAUCGACCCAAGAUUCAAACGACAUGUCACACGAUGAUCAAAGCUCGGCAGGAUCAGUCAACUCUGGCAGAUUGGACGAGUCGAGCUCGGCCCCUAGUCAGGCAGCUAGCAUGGAUGAUAGACCAGACUUCCCAGACUCGAGCCCUUUUCCUGACUUUGAUCCGACUCAGAUCCAACGGACCAGUACCCCAAAAGAUUGCAACCGAUCGCGAUGCGGUUCAGCAACCGAGUGCUCUCCAGCAUACGAAGCUACCGGGAUCGUGUCAUCAUCGCAGGAGUUGUACGGCGGUCGGUACACAAACGGGAGUGACUCCAGAGGAGGUGACUCGGAUAUCCAAAUGGUCAACUGUCGAACUCCCGAAAGAGACUUUGUGCAAGCAGAUAAUCCGAAUGACACCGUGGCGUCAACAACCGCGUCCAAAUUGGACUACAGACCACAAGAAUCGUGACCAGGAGCAAGACGGAUCUCCAACUAAGCGGCGUCGUCUUGGGGAUUGAACCGACAUGCCUCGCACCGUAAUAGAAGGAUUGUUCGAUUGGAGAGUACGGAUAAUCAUAACAUCGACUUCCUUCCUCUACACAUGCAUGGCACUUAUUG
Tremella mesenterica DSM 1558 is the source of this 864-nucleotide messenger RNA. RefSeq lists its product as uncharacterized. The record is from RefSeq and is a predicted model, not a curated record. The coding region runs from base 290 to 715 and encodes 141 amino acids. Lineage: Eukaryota; Fungi; Basidiomycota; Tremellomycetes; Tremellales; Tremellaceae. The transcript is spliced from 2 exons.